CUUUUAUCUCAUUCACCUUGGAGUCAACAGGUUUAGGUGCAGUGUUUUUUUGAGCAAGCGAGACUAUGUACAGAGCGCGGGAAAUAACGUUGUUCCAUCAACAUCCUAUCCAAAUCUUGACUUUCGUCAGUGUCAAUGAUCAGUGAAUACAGAAUUAAACCAUGGGAGAUGUUGAUUUAGAACAAAGUUUAAUCUCAGAGUUUGGGGAGUUUGGUAUAGAUAUUGAUGGGAAUCUUGAUGUCUUAGAAAAGUUGUGUGAUCUUUGCAAAAAACAUAAUCUUCAAUGUGAUGAAAUUGUUGCAAGUUGGGUGAACUUCUCAUAUAAGGGGACAUCAUCACUGGAUAUAAGUUCAGAGGCACUAGAUGAAUUUGAAAAAAAGGAAAUAAACAAUAAACAUAAUAUGAAGACUCCAACAUCAAGAAAGUCAAACACUCCCUACCGACCAAAAACGUAUGAUAUAAACACAAUUGGUCAUGUUAAUAUAAAAGAUAGACAGGACGAGGAGGAUAUGCUUGGCAGUUAUGCUACGACACCACAAGGAAAGGCUUCAAUAAAGAAACGUUUAAAAGAAACACCAGAGGAUCGAGUUCCUAAUAAACGGAUUGCAAGCAUGAAUUCUACUCCUAUAACUUCUUUUUCACCUGCAUCAAUAUCACCAUCAAUAAAUACACCAUCCUUAAAAUACGAAUCACGCAUUGGAAAAGGAGACGUAGUUGCAAGUUAUGGCAUUUCGGAGAAAACAAAUAUUAACUGGAAGGGAUGUGCAAAAAAGAUUACUAUAAAAAAUUACAACGACGAUUGUAAUGUCAAGAAAACUUAUCAACACAUGUUUCAAAAGUUGCAAGAAAAGGCUGAUGUUUUAAACGAAAUCAUCAACAUCUUGUCCAAUCAAAUGAAACAGAAUCUACUAUUAGAUGAAUUUGAAAGUGCUGGCAUUAAGUGUUUGGAAGAUGUUUACUAUAGUGGACGUAUCUGCUGUGAUUCUGUUGGAAGAAUCAACUCCAAGUCUAUUGUUUUGGAAGGUUCAAAGGAGACAUCCGGUGGCCUAAGGAUCCCCAUCGAUUUAAGUCGAGUCAAAAAUUAUUCCCUAUUUCCUGGACAGAUAGUGGCUCUGCAAGGCAAGAAUCAAACAGGGGAGAGAAUAUUUCCAUCAACUAUCUACACAGGUGAUCGACUGCCAUAUUUUUCUGCGACUAAAAAAGAGCUACAAAUUGAUGAAGGCCAGUUCACUGUAUUUGUAACAUCUGGCCCAUAUGCUACUUGUGACGAAAAUACCUUAUCAUACACACCACUCGACGAUCUUCUGAAUACAGUGGAAACUGAAGCUCCAGAUGUCUUAAUAAUGCUUGGACCAUUUGUGGACAGCAAACAACCGAAGAUUGAGAAAGGAGAUGUUGAUGAGUCAUUUGAAGAAUUAUAUGAACACUGUCGCGACAAGGUCGCUGCCAGUGUUAAAAAUUUAAAAACAAAGGUUGUGUUUCUCCCAUCGCAACGUGAUGUUUUCCACGAGUUUGUUUACCCACAGCCUCCAUUUGAAAAUGAUCCAAACAAAAGGAUAAUGAUGAUGGCAGAUCCUUGCACGAUCAUGAUUAAUGAUGUAUGUUUCGGACUCACUUCAACUGAUAUUUUGUUUCAUCUUGGUGCAGAGGAGGUCAGCUCUGUUCGUUCAGACCGUCUGGGAAGGCUUGCUAAUCAUCUUUUGAUGCAGCAAUGCUAUUAUCCACUGCACCCUACUUCAGAAGAUGUCAACUUGGAUUACGAACGUUUUGAAAGCCAUUGUUUUAUGCCAGUGACACCGGAUGUUUUGAUCGUACCUUCCGAUUUGAGGUACUUUAUGAAGGAUAUUGAUGGCUGCUUCUGUGUUAACCCGGGGCGUUUAGUCAAAGGUCAGACUGGCGGUACCUACUUAAAAAUGCUGGUUAAACCAAGGAAGCCACAAAACGCUGAUAAAUCAUCUGUGGUUGUGCAUAGCAUAGCGCAAAUUGUUAAACUGUAACUUAUUACGAAGCAAUUCUUAACAUAGUAAACACUAUACAAUCUUUCUUUCAUAGUAAUGCUUUCUUAAAUAGCUAUUUCUAGUAGUUUGGGACAGAGUUGAGACAGUAGCGAUGUUAUACUUUGACUUUUUAAUUUUAAAUAUGCGAAUGUUGGUAUGCAGUAGUCGAAAAGUGGAAUAUUCUGCACCAAGGCUGCGAAAAAGUAAAAUAAUGGCCUGUUUUUUCCAAAAGCUUUAUGGCUUAAAAAAUUUCUCUGUGCAGUAAAAAUAGUUGGUUUUCCAGUUCUCAGUGUUCAUGUAUCACGAAUGAACAAAUAAUGGAAGCAUUACACACACAAACUAUCAGUGAUAUAACAUGUAAUUUUGUAAAUAUUUAUUGAGAACUUAAAAUACUUUUUUCUAGUCAAAAUAUCACCACAACCGUGAUCAGCUCCUAAAAAUAUAAGUCCAAAUAAAGUAGAGUACAAUUUGACUGUAAGCUGCAACUACUGUAAGUAGCCUCUCUUUUGUAUAUCGCAUGUUGUGUGUCUUGCACAACUAUGAAAUUGACAGACAUCACCUGCUAAACAUUUUGCGCUGAGACAGACAAAAUGUGUGUUCUUACUAUAGAGAAUUGUAAUCCUAUCCGUUGUACUGUAUCAGUAAAUAAUGGAUUCAGUGGAAUCUUAAUACAGCCAUUAUCAAUUAAGUUAAAUAUCAACUUAUAAUUAUUUCCGUUAGGUAUUAAUCAUAUCGAUAUAUUAACUGACGAUAAAUAUUUUUAAUAAUUAUAAGACAUGUGUAAUCUUGUAAUUGUGUAUAUACGUGUCAGUGAUUUUGGAAAGAUAUGUAAUUUUAUCUUGUUUACUUUAAAGGAAAACUAACGAAAAAAUCACAUAUAUUAUGUCAAAAAACAUUUUUACAUAUCACGAAACAA
Messenger RNA from Hydractinia symbiolongicarpus, 2913 nucleotides. Its product is annotated as DNA polymerase alpha subunit B-like. NCBI's taxonomy places the organism in Eukaryota, Metazoa, Cnidaria, Hydrozoa, Anthoathecata, Hydractiniidae. Gene Ontology annotation, molecular function: DNA binding. The coding region runs from base 162 to 1997 and encodes 611 amino acids. Gene Ontology annotation, biological process: DNA replication; DNA replication initiation. The transcript is spliced from 18 exons. Gene Ontology annotation, cellular component: alpha DNA polymerase:primase complex. The record is from RefSeq and is a predicted model, not a curated record.